Bombina bombina (fire-bellied toad) is the source of this 4428-nucleotide messenger RNA. It is a transcript of the gene KIF5C, whose product is annotated as kinesin family member 5C. The record is from RefSeq and is a predicted model, not a curated record. Gene Ontology annotation, biological process: microtubule-based movement. Lineage: Eukaryota; Metazoa; Chordata; Amphibia; Anura; Bombinatoridae. The transcript has 26 exons. The coding region runs from base 268 to 3138 and encodes 956 amino acids. Gene Ontology annotation, molecular function: microtubule motor activity; ATP binding; microtubule binding.
UGUGCAGGAAUUAAAUAGCUGGGGAGGAGGGGGUCUUUUGUUGAUUUCACCUCUUCUAAAGGAAUAAGCAGGGUGACUAGUUCUGCAAGGACACAAGUGUGCCUCUUUAUAUUAAAGAAUAGCUGGCUUGGGUGGCUUAGCUGUGACCAGAUGCCUGCUUGAGGAUGACCUGCUGAGGGUGGAGAUUUGUUGUUACUGCACUGGAUUAAUAUUUUUACACUAGAUUUGUUUUCAUACGUUGGUGUUGUAUAAACCCCCAAAGCUGAUAUGGCAGACCCGGCGGAAUGCAGCAUUAAAGUAAUGUGUCGCUUCAGGCCAUUGAAUCAGGCAGAGAUACAGAGGGGAGACAAAUACAUACCUAUAUUUAAGGGUGAUGAUACAAUAGUGAUUGGGCAAUCAAAGCCCUAUGUGUAUGAUAAGGUGUUCACUCCCAACACCUCUCAGGAACAAGUUUACAAUGUCUGCGCUAAACAGAUUGUCAAAGAUGUUUUGGACGGCUACAAUGGGACAAUAUUCGCUUAUGGUCAGACCUCAUCUGGAAAAACACACACAAUGGAGGGAAAAUUACAUGAUCAUCAGUUGAUGGGAAUAAUUCCAAGAAUUACACAUGACAUUUUUGAUCACAUUUAUUCCAUGGAUGAAAAUCUAGAGUUUCACAUAAAGGUCUCAUACUUUGAAAUUUAUUUGGACAAAAUUAGAGAUCUAUUGGAUGUAUCAAAGACAAAUCUUGCAGUACAUGAAGAUAAAAAUAGAGUCCCUUAUGUAAAGGGUUGUACAGAGAGAUUUGUAUCCAGUCCUGAGGAAGUGAUGGAUGUAAUAGACGAGGGAAAAGCAAACAGGCAUGUUGCUGUUACAAACAUGAAUGAACACAGUUCCAGAAGCCACAGUAUAUUUUUAAUAAAUAUAAAACAGGAGAACAUAGAAACUGAGAAAAAACUAAGUGGGAAGCUUUAUCUGGUUGAUUUGGCAGGAAGUGAAAAGGUCAGCAAAACUGGAGCUGAGGGAGCUGUUCUGGAUGAAGCCAAAAACAUAAAUAAGUCUUUAUCUGCUUUGGGCAAUGUAAUAUCUGCUUUGGCUGAAGGAACUAAAAGCCAUGUUCCAUACAGGGAUAGUAAAAUGACACGAAUACUUCAGGAUUCCCUUGGAGGAAAUUGUCGAACUACUAUUAUAAUCUGCUGUUCUCCAUCAAUCUUCAACGAUGCUGAAACAAAGACGACACUAAUGUUUGGACAGAGAGCAAAGACUAUUAAGAACACUGUUUCUCUCAAUCUUGAGCUUACUGCAGAAGAAUGGAAGAAGAAAUAUGAUAAAGAAAAAGACAAAAACAAAACACUCAAGAAUAUUAUUCAACAUCUUGAGAUGGAGCUGAACAGAUGGAGGGGAGGUGAAGCUGUGCCUGUAGAUGAACAGACAAGUGCAAAGGACCAGAAAACCCUGGAGCCUUGUGACAACACUCCCAUCAUUGAUAACUUUUCACCAGCUGUUGCAAGCAUCUCGUCAGAGGAGAAGAAGAAAUAUGAUGACAACAUAACAUCUCUGUACAGACAGCUGGAUGAUAAGGAUGAUGAAAUCAACCAACAGAGUCAGUUGGCAGAAACAUUAAAGCAGCAAAUGCUGGAUCAGGAUGAGCUUUUGGCAUCCACACGUAGGGAUUAUGAGAAAAUUCAAGAAGAACUGACUCGCCUACAAAUAGAGAAUGAUGCAGCUAAGGAUGAGGUGAAGGAAGUGCUACAAGCCUUGGAGGAACUUGCUGUAAAUUAUGAUCAGAAGUCUCAGGAAGUGGAAGACAAAACCAAAGCCAAUGAACAGCUUUCUGAUGAACUGACCCAGAAAACUACCAGUCUUAUAGCAACCCAACGUGAGCUUAAUCAGUUGCAGGAACUGAGCAACCAUCAAAAGAAAAGAGCUACUGAGAUCUUAAAUUUAUUGUUAAAGGAUCUUGGAGAGAUUGGAGGAAUUAUUGGCACAAAUGAUGUGAAAACGUUGGCAGAUGUUAACGGAGUUAUUGAAGAAGAAUUUACUAUGGCUCGUUUGUAUAUUAGUAAGAUGAAAUCUGAAGUUAAAUCUUUGGUGAACCGAAGUAAACAACUGGAAACUGCUCAGAUUGAAGCAAACAAGAAAAUAAAUGCCAGCGAGAAGGAACUUGCAGCUUGCCAGCUUUUAAGCUCACAGCACGAAGCAAAGAUAAAGUCCCUUACAGAUUAUAUGCAAAACAUGGAACAUAGAAGGAGACAGCUGGAGGAAGCACAAGAUGCUCUUAAUGAGGAACUGGCAAAACUUCAUGCCCAAGAAAAAAUGCAUGAAGUUACUUUUAAAGAUAAAGAAAAGGAGCAUUUGACCAGACUUCAGGAUGCUGAGGAAAUGAAGAAAACCUUGGAGCAACAAAUGGAGGGUCACAGAGAGGCUCAUCAGAAGCAACUGUCCAGGUUGCGUGAUGAAAUUGAAGAGAAACAGAAGAUAAUUGAUGAACUGAAAGACUUGAGCCAGAAACUGCAGCUUCAGAAAGAUAAACUAACAUCUGACUAUGAGAAGUUGAAAGCUGAGGAUCAAGAAAGAGAAAUGGAACUGGAGAAACUUUUGAUUCUUAAUGAGAAGAGGGAACAGUCUCGCGAAGACCUUAAAGGCUUGGAAGAGACAGUGGCCAGAGAACUCCAGACCCUUCACAACUUGCGCAGGUUGUUUGUUCAGGAUCUUACCACUAGAGUCAAAAAGAGCGUUGAGCUAGACAAUGAUGAUGGAGGAGGUAGUGCUGCCCAGAAACAGAAAAUAUCCUUUCUUGAAAACAACCUUGAACAACUCACCAAAGUUCAUAAACAGCUGGUACGUGAUAAUGCAGAUCUUCGUUGUGAGCUUCCUAAAUUGGAAAAACGUCUUAGAGCUACAGCUGAACGAGUUAAGGCCUUGGAAGGUGCCCUUAAGGAAGCCAAAGAGAAUGCAAUGCGUGAUCGUAAGAGAUAUCAGCAGGAGGUAGACCGAAUCAAGGAGGCUGUGCGGGCCAAGAAUAUGGCGAGGAGGGCACACUCUGCGCAGAUUGCUAAGCCAAUCCGGUCUGGUCAUUACCCUGCAUCUUCUCCAACUGCCGCUCAUUCCAUCAGAGGCGGUGGUGCGUCUGUUCAUCCUUCCUACUACCACAAGUAAAUUGCAAACAGAAAAUACCAUCUUCAAGCAUGCGAUGUCACUGAUGCUAUUUCAUGCUUUCGCCUUUCCUACACAUGUAGUCUGCACCUUGUUGCUCCUGCGUUCUCUACAAUCAUCGGAAGAACACAGGAUAACAUUUUUCUUAGGUUUGUCGACUCCAUCAAUGUACAGACUUUGUGCUUAGCUCAGCAUAUGUAAUGUGUCAACAUAGUCAUCAAUGCAGUAGUUUUAGCUGUGCCAAUACAUUUCUUUACAACCAAUGGCACCUGAUUCCUGGUGCUAUAGAGAAUUCUCUGCUCUUGUGUUGGCAUUACUAUAAUCUGUCCUGGGGAGCUUUAUCUGAAACCCAACAGUGACCACCGUUCAGUUGCUUUGCUAUAUGUCACACUCACCUGUCAGCUGAAGGGUUAAUUUAUCCAGUGUCAGAGGUUGGAGGCCAUGCUCUGUUACAGCUGUCUAAUGUAUUAUAAACAUAUUAUUUUAUAUAAAUAUAUAUAUAUAAGGAAUGAAGAAAGUGUGCUGCUAUGUUAUACCGCCAUAAUAAAGGUUAUAUAGGCUGCAGAUUACAAAGUUCUAGUGCUGGAGAAGGCCUCAUGCAUAGGACAGCCUUAGUGUAAUGGUAUGUCAAAAAGCCUUACACCAUAACUGGUUCUUUUGGAUAUACAACCUAGUCUAUAAUAAAUGUUUAAUACACUGCAAACAAAUAUGGACUGGGAAGAAAACCUUUUUACCCUUUGCUGUGAUGAGGGCCACUGGCAGCUAAUUGGUAUCAGUGUAUUUUACUGCAGAGCAAGUCUAGUUUUUAUAGGCUACAGUUCCCUGCUCCAGCAUAUAUUAAAUUUGUCCCUUUACAUUAUAAUGAAUCAACUAGAUUAUUAUGAAGAGAGCAGUCAAUGCUGUAGUACUUUUCGUUUAGCCUUGAGAAAAGCACAUAGCAAAGAGUGAUGAAUGUAUAGAACAAUCUUUUCUUACUGUAGUUUUGCCAAAAUUGGUGCGCCCAGCGAGCGACAAGCUAGGGCUCAUUACAGUUACAAAGAUGAACUUUUUUGCCUUCUAACCCAAAUGUGCCAGUUAAAGGUUUUCCUCAAGGAGAAACUGCCAGUGUGUGAAACAGACAGGAUUAUUUCAAAUCUGUAUUUACCAAAUGGUUCGCUACUGGUUAAACAUAUGGGUCAAUUUUACAGUAGCAACACGGAGACUCUUCAGAAAACAUAACUACAUUAAUCAAUCUCAUAUGUGAAUUAUAUUGGUGUUCAGAAUCUGGGUGUAUAUAUUUUUCCAAUAUUUAUU